UAAUUGGACAGGCGCGUCACGUGGUCUCGAUGGCAACUGUAGCUCUCGCGCCAAGACUACCUGCAAACAGCAAAAGACUGACGUAAGGCGUAGUCAUGCUAGCUUAUAGCAACGUUUUACUUUUUUAUCUUUAAAUUAAGAUGGCUGACAUUUUAUCGUUGAAAGAAUCGGUUGUGGUCUAUUUAGACAGAAGUGGUGGCCUCCAGAAACUGGCCGAAGAAUGCAGACAAUUUAACGAUCCCCAACAGAUUAAGGCAGUGUACAGGUUUUGUAUCAGUGUGAAUCCCUCUGACAUGAUAGAGGUGGACCCAGUCUUGGGUGACUGUGUUCUCCAUGACCCCUUAAGAGCGACAGCGUUGUUUCAGUCUGUUUGCUUUCUGGCCAUAAAGACUCUUUCACUUGUUGAACAAAUACACACAGAGAGUCAGGUGAAUGUAAUUCUCAAGUUGACACACCUUCCUCCUUUCCCUGAGUACUCAUUGGACCUUUGCGGGUUUCCUCGUGGAUAUGGCCCCAUGAGGCCUGUCUCCAUGGAGGGCCUGGUCAUUGCUAUGACGAGGGUCACAAAAUACACCCAGGGAGCCCUGUUCCUCUGCAUAAAUGAUGACUGCCCAUGCUCUACAGGGUUCCACCACAUCCGAGUCCAUGCACCAGGAGCCACAGAGUCAGCUACUGUAAGAAACAACUUCAGCUGCAUGAUCUGCAACUCUCAACUGAAAGAGGAUGUGAAGUUCAGAGUUUUGGGAGACAAGCAGCUUGUGGAGCUGAUCCAUGUCAAAGCGCUGGAUCUUCUAAAUGCCCAUCAGCCAAGCUCACUCAGAUACCAGUCUGUCACCCUGUUUCUCAGAGAUGAGCUGUGUAACUCGAUGAGAAUCGGUCGGCUCUACAGGGUGUUAGGCAUUCCUGCGCAUGUGCACCAGUGGCCCAACAUUACCUGGAGUGUAGAGGCAAAUAAUGUCCAACCGUGGGAGCCAGACCAUCCCCAUAAAGUCAGUGCCAGGUUCCAGGAGCUGUUGAAGACCACAGCCUCUUCCCCUUGGAGGUUCCCUGCCAUCGUAGCUCACAGCUUUGGGUCGGACAUGGCUCCUCCAGGCUUGUACAACACACUGAAGCUGGGUCUGUUGCUCAGCCUGGUGCAGACCAGAGCAGGUGCAAAAGACACAUUUCACAACUUGGAUCUCCUAGUUGUCACCACUGACACUCUCAUACUAGACAGACUAAUGGCAUACAGUUUAAGUUUGGCAAGUCGUGGGGUCAGGCAUCAGGUCACAGGGGAGAUGUUUGCAUCUCUGUCCCGGGACGAACAUGGAGCAGGCACUGCCAACAUCCAUGCUGGUUCUGCCCUGCUAGCCACUGGGGGCAUAUGCAUGUUGGGAGAUCUUGGCUGUUACAAAAAGGACAGGCUGGAUUCCAUUCAGUCAGUACUGGAGAGCCGUACAGUGUCUGUGUUCAUCCCUGGGAAGAAGUAUGGUGAGGAUGCUGACCAGCAGCUUUCCUUCCCGGUCCAGUGCAGCUUCUGGGCACUUGCAGACUCCUCUCAGCGGUCUGGGAGGGCAGACUGCACUGUACUGGGAACAGCAGAAAUGGGUCCCAUACCAAUUCAGUUAGCAGACGCCUUUGGCCUGGUCAUUCAGUGUAGGGACAUGGUGAGAGAGCAGACCCUGCUCGCCCAGACUGUCCACACCCUCCAGCAGGCAGUACAACCUGGAAAGCCCCUCUACCCAUCCCGCUGGGAGUUUUCUUCUCAAGACUACCAGGAGCUGGUAGCCCACGCACAAAGUUUACAAGUGGAGCUCAGUCCUGGAGCAGAGAAAAUGAUCCGUGGUUACUACAUGGCCAGCCGUAGAGUGCGGACACAGAGUCAGGGUGUCAAGAUAUCUGUGGCCUCUAUCAAACUACUGAUCUCUCUGGCUGAGGCCCACUGCAAGUUAUGUCUCAGAACACGUGUACUGGAGGUUGAUGCUGUUAUUGCUGUGCUUCUCUGUGAAAACUCAGUCACUCUUAAGCACGGGGCCUCUGCUCUCGUUAUUCCACCUGAUGCAGUGUUUCCCUGUGACCUGGGAGACGUGGAUGGUUUGCACAGGAGAGACGUGACCCUGGAUGAGCUCCACCAGAACAUCCUGCGCUUCAUUUAUGCCUACGCACCAGGAGCAGACACAUACAUCACAGAGGAGUAAGAUCCAAUAACAUAGUGUUCGAGUCAAAUGGGCAAUAUAGGUGGUGGCCAGUAUCAACACGUCGAGUUUGGACAGCUUGGUGUCCGGCGGCACUGACGGCA
Molecule: messenger RNA, 2278 nt
Organism: Lates calcarifer (barramundi perch)
Lineage: Eukaryota; Metazoa; Chordata; Actinopteri; Centropomidae
Gene: mcmdc2
Product: minichromosome maintenance domain containing 2
Exons: 15
Coding region: 141-2177 (678 amino acids)
Biological process (GO): double-strand break repair via break-induced replication
Molecular function (GO): single-stranded DNA helicase activity; ATP binding; DNA binding
Source: RefSeq, a predicted model, not a curated record